This is a messenger RNA of Oryzias latipes (Japanese medaka), 870 nucleotides long. It is a transcript of the gene plaat1l, whose product is annotated as phospholipase A and acyltransferase 1-like. The record is from RefSeq and is a predicted model, not a curated record. NCBI's taxonomy places the organism in Eukaryota, Metazoa, Chordata, Actinopteri, Beloniformes, Adrianichthyidae. Gene Ontology annotation, cellular component: cytoplasm. Gene Ontology annotation, molecular function: A2-type glycerophospholipase activity; glycerophospholipid phospholipase A1 activity. Gene Ontology annotation, biological process: N-acylphosphatidylethanolamine metabolic process.
GGUGUGGUGUGGGCUGAUGGGUAAGAUUAGUCAACUGUGACUCCGAUGAGCUUCAUCACAUUGGUACAGCGUUCAUGUAAAGCAGGCAGGCUCCUGUCAGGGUGUUUAUUCUCUAAAGAGAGAGGAGGCAGCCGCUGUGAACAUCUUCAUCCAUGGGCCUGAAGAAUUCCCACCCCAAACUGUUCCCAGGGGACAUCGUGGAGUAUCCCAGGAACAAAUACUUCUCUCAUUUCGGCGUGUACUACGGGGAGAGGGAUGGCGUUCCGUACGUCGCUCACCUGACGUGUCGAGAUGCAGACACCAAAAUCCCUCUGUUUGGUCGGGCUUUGAGGUCAGAGGUCAAGCUGGAUCCUCUGGAGCUGCUGGGAACUAAGUACAGGGUCAACAACAUGAUGGACGACACCCACUCUCCCAGGGACUUCCACACCGCCGUGAAGAAGUCCAUCGACGAAAUGAUGGGCCAGGCAGUCACCUUCGACAUCCUCUUCCACAACAGUGAGCACCAGGCGACGCUCUUCAGAUACGGGGUCAAGAGGUCUGAGCAGAUAGAGAAGAUCUACAAACACAUAAUGCCUGCCUGGAAGGAGCUGUUCAGCGAGAAGAAACUGUGAGAGCUGAAUCCGCCCCUAGAAGGCGUCUUCGCCGUAAAAAAAAACUCAAGAUAACUUCUUUAUCCUCUUCUUUUAAUACAUUUCAUUUCCAAUGUCUUUUUGUUAGUCUUUUCCUUCUUUAUGUUUUUUUUAGGAUCCUUCCGAUAUUUUUGUGACUUUGUGUUAUUGUAAAUCUGUCUUUUCAGUUCUUCAAAACAUGAUGUACCGGUAAUGAUAUAAUAAUGCAAAUAUUCAACAAAAUAAAAGCAAACACAUCUAA